AUGGUUCAAAAAGAUAAGCCGCUGGAGACUCCUCAAUUGGCCGGUGAGCAGAGCCCCAGCCCGGUCUCCGGAGAGGCUCGCGAGGAGGCCCCUGGUCCGGUGGAGGAGUCCGGCAUCGGGGUCGAACCCACGGGCCACAGGAAAUUCAUAUGCGGAGUCGUGGAAGGCUUCUAUGGUCGACCGUGGACAAUGGAGCAGAGGAAAGAGUUGUUCAGAAGGCAGCAGAAAUGGGGACUGAGUACGUACCUUUAUGCGCCUAAAGAUGACUACAAACACAGAAUGUUCUGGAGAGAGCUGUACUCGGUGGAAGAAGCAGAGCAACUCAUGACUUUGAUUGGGGCCGCUAAGGAGUACGGGAUAGAGUUCAUCUACGCCAUUUCCCCCGGACUGGACAUCACCUUCUCCAACCAGAAGGAGGUUUCUGCACUCAAGAGGAAACUCGACCAGGUUACUCACUUCGGCUGCAAGUCUUUUGCCUUACUUUUUGACGAUAUCGACCAAAACAUGUGCCCCGCUGACAAAGAGGUGUUCAGCUCAUUUGCACACGCUCAGGUUUCCAUUACCAACGAAAUCUACCAGUACCUGGGCGAGCCUGAAACCUUUCUCUUCUGUCCCACAGAGUACUGUGGAACGUUUUGCUUCCCAAAUGCCGCUCAGUCCCCCUACCUGCACACAGUCGGAGAGAAGCUACUGCCGAGCAUUGAGGUGCUGUGGACCGGCCCCAAGGUGGUGUCCAAAGACAUCUCGGUCGACUCAAUUGAGGAGGUGUCAAAAAUCCUAAGAAGAGCCCCGGUGAUCUGGGACAACAUUCACGCCAACGAUUAUGACCCCAAGAGGCUGUUCUUGGGUCCGUACAAGGGCCGCUCCACGGAGCUCAUCCCCAGGCUGAAGGGAGUCCUCACCAACCCCAACUGCGAGUUUGAGUCCAACUUCGUGGCGAUCCACACUCUGGCCACCUGGUACAAGUCUAACAUGAAUGGGGUGCGCAAGGACGUGGUCAUGACGGACGGGGAGGACAGCACCGUGUCCAUCCAGAUCAAGUUGGAGAAUGAAGGCAGCGAUGAAGAACUGGAGACGGACAUGCUCUACAGCCCACAGCUUGCUCUCAAACUGGCCCUCACAGAAUGGCUCGUGGAUUUUGUCGAGCCUCAUCAAUACGACAGCCGACAGGUGCCUCAGAGCGGUGACAAGAGCACAGCCAUCGACGUCUCGCCCAUGGCUGCUCCCUCUCUCUGCUGUUCCACAACAGUCACCACUGUGUUCCAGCAGCCCAUCAUGUCUCCAGCCAUGCCGCCUCUCUGUUUGGAUCCGCUCUCGCACACCAUGGCGAAGAUACCUCAGGAGGAAGAGGAGGUGGAGGGGGGGAAGAAGGACUCUGACGAGGAGCCCAUGGAGAUGGUGGUUGAGAAGCUGGAUGAGCCGGAGCCAGAAGCAGAAGCUGACCCGGAGGAGAAGCAGGUUGGUCCCGUUUCAGCUGAGGACCUGAAGCCCAUGGACACAGACAAGGAGAGUCUGACAGAGUCUAAAUCCCCCGAGGAGUCUAUCCAGGAGGACCCUGGGAGUGAUAUUGCCCCUAUGCAGACCGACGAUCUGCUCAAGCAGGAUUUGUUUGUGGCCGACGAGGAGCCCCCGUUCAAAGCAGAGCCCCUCACACUCGACGACCUGAGCCUGCUGGCAGAGCUCUUCUACCUGCCGUAUGAACACGGGCCCAAGGCCAUCCAGAUGUUAAAGGAGUUCAACUGGCUCCGAGCCAACAGCAGCGUCGUCAGUGUCAACUGCAAGAGGAAGGAGACCGAGAAGGUGGAAGAAUGGCAAUCAAGGGCAGAGAAGUUCGAGGAGAUGUGCUGCUCCGUCAUCCAGAUGUUCACACGGCUGUCCAAUUCAGCCAACCGCACCAUCCUCUACGACCUCUACACUUACAUCUGGGACAUCAAGAGCAUCAUUUCUAUGGUCAAGUCUUUUGUCCAGUGGCUAGGGUGUCGUAGUCAGUCCUCAGCACAGUUCCUUAGAGGAGACCAAGAACCCUGGGCCUUUAGGGGAGGUCUAGCAGGAGAGUUCCAGAGAUUGUUGCCAAUAGAAGGGGCAAACGAUCUUUUCUUCCAACCUCCACCUUCAAUGCCAACCUCCAAAAUGUAUUCCAUAAGGCCGUACUAUCCCAAAGAUGUGACUGCCAUUUAUAAAAUCUGUAAAGAAAUGUACAGCGAAGGGAUGGAGGAUGAACCCGCCUCUGAUGAGGAUUCUGAUCUCAUAGGAGACAGGUUAGUAGGAGGUCUCCUGACACUGAGUUCAGACUACGGGUUUGUGCUCGAGGACGAUGAAGGGAUCUGCGGUUAUGCUCUCGGUACUGUGGAUGUCCAGCCCUUCGUCAAGAAAUGCAAGUUGAACUGGAUUCCCUUCAUGAAAGAGAAGUACGUUAAACCUGACUGCGAGAAGGACCUCACAGACGCUGAGAAAAUGAUGCUGAGUUUCCACGAAGAGGAGGAGGGUCUUCCAGACUCUUUCCUCUCCAACUUCCCCUCUCUCAUCAAGGUUGACAUUCAUGCUAAAGUCACUGACCCCAGUGUGGCCAAAAGCAUGAUGGGAUGUCUUCUAUCGUCUCUUAAGGCCAACGGGUCCCUUGGUGCGUUCUGUCAGGUUCGUCAGACCGAUAAGAGAAUGUUGGACUUUUAUAGUAAACUGGGAUGCUAUGAAGUGGCCAAAAUGGAGGGCUUUCCCAAAGACGUCAUCCUUAUGGGCCGCAGCCUAUGAAGAGACCUCCUGCGUCAGUAACAGACAGACAGAGAAGACAGCAAGGCUCCAACAUGUUUGCUACCUUCAUGAGGAAAAACGUCCAUGAUGAUUUUAUACUACAUUACCAUCUGGGCUAGCCCGGGGGAAAAAACCUCUUUUUAGGAUUUGUGUACAGAAGCACAGCAGUCGCACACAGAUUCCCUGCGCUGCCAUUAGAUGCUAUGGCUCUGUUGGAUCCAGCAGAUCCGAAGCUAGAAGGCCGAUGAGCGAUCUGUAAUCAGUCGAUUUCAGCCAACAUGGAAGAGUGGCACUCCAGCAAUGAUUGUGGGGUCUCACUUCUCAUAUACCUCCAGGAGGCAGGAAGUGAAAACUCCAUAAGCCUUUUUCUCAGAUUUAAUCCGGUAGUCGUUACAUGGAUAUUUCCCUCAUGCCCGAAUGCAAAGUGUCUGUGUCUGAAAUGGAGGCAGAGCUGUAAAACGAGGGUGACCUGGCCUGUAUCUCAGGUGAUGUCUCACUUACCCGUACAUCCUGAGAAAUAACGCAGCUGUUGACAUAAGUAGGACACCUUUAUACAGGAUGUGAGGUGCUAUGUGUCACAUCAUGGAUUUUCCCGUUGCUCCACAAUAGACUUGGAGAAAGAGGCCUUUUAAGUGGCUUGUUUCUCUCAAAAACUGAUGUGAAAUGCUGAGCCUGCACAAAUGAAGGGUGGGAACAUUUGAAAAUUGUUCGGAGUUGAAACCCUCCGUAAAAGAUCGUCUUAGACCAGCAAGUGGAAAGUAUUCAUGAAGUCCUCUGAGUUUUUGUUCAACUAGCAGUAGACCUUUGGAAAAGCUCUAGAAACGCUUCCACGAGUUUACAAACAUCAGCCCGUUUCUGUUCUGUGCUUUGCUUGUGGCCAUUUUAUCUUAAUAAUUCAGCUUAUUUCCCUUUUUGAGCUAUUGCCUUUUGGUUCAUUGCCUUUGUAUUUUAAGUUUAUAUUGCAGACCCCAGUGUCUUUUGUUUGAAAGCUUUCUGAGACGUAUCGGUCAGAUAUAGCUGGAGUCGGGUCAUUUUAGGACAUUGGCCUAGUCGCUCAAAUUCCAGACAUGUGGCGUAACAUCGACGGUCACAUGUCUUAGUUUUUCCCGACCGGAUCCCAAACUCCAGCGCAGAAACCCUUCAGUAAACCUAAGCUAACUGCCAGGGACACCCCUUCUUAAAGCAGGACCCGUGGGACCAAAAUCUUGAUUUUUCUGCUCUGCUAUUAAGAAGAAAACUGUAAUAUUUGACAGGCGCCAAUUUACAUCGGAAUGCAACGGUUAAAAUAAGUAAGAAUCCUAAAGACUUGGAAGCAUUAACUGUCACAAAGCUGCUCCUUUUAUUUCUUAACCACUAAUUCCAAACCUGACCUGUGAAGCAGCGGGUGAGCUGGACUAUGUUCAAGAGAUGUCCUAAAAGAGAAUAUAUAUUUUUUUGCUUUCUAUUGGUAAUGUAAAAUGAUCACUUUACAUCUAUCGGCUUGCAUCCCUCCCUGCAUUGUUUCAACAUGGCAUCCUCUCAAAUGAAUGUCUUCUCGGGUUGAGCCUCGGUGAGAAAUUCCUCGACCUUUUCCUAUCUGUCCGUUGAAUGUUUUAUAUUCUGACGCAUUUCCCAUUUUGUUUUUGUAAAUCUUAUGUAGUUUGUUAAGAAGAAGCGUUUGGACUACAGAUAGGCCGUGUUCUGUUGGUUACUUGAGGAUCAUCAGUAGCUGUCUGCCAAUGUGAUGUUUUGAUACUGUGUACAUUCAUAAUGUGCAUGAGGUGUAAUGGAUUUGCUGUGACAGUCAUUAGAAUAACCUCAUCUCGUGCUCCAUAGAGGAAGAAGCAUGCCACGCACCUCUAUGAGCAUGAUACUGUAGAUCGUAUAGACGGUCAAUCAUGAAGCGUUAUUAUUUUGUAUAUCCUUGUUAAAAUUGUGGCUAGCUUUCUGUUUAAAGUGCUGGUCUGGUUACAAUGCCCCGUCUUGUACAGCUAUCCAAUGUGCUGCCGUUCCAGCGAGGUGAGAAACACACCCACAGGAGUUUUCAUUCUCGUCGCACAAGCUGUCUCAUCUGCCAACCGGUCUUGAGGGAAAUGGCUCCAAUUGCACAUUUUGAUUUGGGGGGGGGGUCAUAAAAGUGACACAUGUACAAUUUGUAUGUAAGAUACAUAAGAUUCAAAACUAAUAAACCAUGAUAAAGUCA
Molecule: messenger RNA, 4930 nt
Organism: Anarrhichthys ocellatus (wolf-eel)
Lineage: Eukaryota; Metazoa; Chordata; Actinopteri; Perciformes; Anarhichadidae
Gene: oga
Product: O-GlcNAcase
Exons: 18
Coding region: 1-2748 (915 amino acids)
Biological process (GO): glycoprotein metabolic process
Molecular function (GO): beta-N-acetylglucosaminidase activity
Source: RefSeq, a predicted model, not a curated record